AAUUGGAUGUUAUAUUGGAUGAACAAAUGAUCUUUUUUCAAUAUAAAACUAUUACCAAAAUUUUAGCUUAUCAGCAUCAAUCAUUAAAAUAUAAACAAGAUAAUGUUUCUCUUUUAAUUCUGAUUGAAAAAGCAGAACUAGUUUCUCAUAUAGUAUUAAAUAAUUCAACUACUAGUUAUAUUAACAAAAAAUUUUUUAAGGCAUCUGAUUUACUUUCUAAUGAAUUUAAUGAAAUUAAUUCUGAAGCUAAUACUAAUAAUGAACUCAAAACUAACAUUAAUAAUAAAUCUGAAGCUAAAAAUGAUAAUAAA
Molecule: messenger RNA, 311 nt
Organism: Racocetra fulgida
Lineage: Eukaryota; Fungi; Glomeromycota; Glomeromycetes; Diversisporales; Gigasporaceae
Source: the annotation of a GenBank genome assembly